AUGGGUGAUCCCAUUGGUAGAGAGGCGUCAGGCGGCUGUGGGUGUUCCAAUUUCGGACAUUCCUGUUACGGUGGUAUGGGAAAAAGGGCUUCUACGGAUGAUCCUUACAAUACAAAUGAAGUAGUUUUGCAAAACGGAUAUCAGGACUUGGAAGAAAAUCCAGCAUUUGUUUUUACCGGACCCAGGAGCUCCUUCUCGCCAAAGGCCAAAAUGAAUCAGCAGCAGUACGACAACUUGUCUAGAUUAAUCAGGCAAUGGUCAUCCUGUUCCGGCCUAAACAUUAUAAAUGCUUCACAAACUAGAGAUACCACCAUACUUAAUGAUAUUUGCAACAAACUAUUUCAGAAGUCAGACCAAGGAAUUAGUAGUUACCUUAAGAAUCCAGAAAAGGGAUGA
This is a messenger RNA of Brassicogethes aeneus, 396 nucleotides long. The record is from the annotation of a GenBank genome assembly. Lineage: Eukaryota; Metazoa; Arthropoda; Insecta; Coleoptera; Nitidulidae.